Molecule: messenger RNA, 3963 nt
Organism: Pomacea canaliculata
Lineage: Eukaryota; Metazoa; Mollusca; Gastropoda; Architaenioglossa; Ampullariidae
Exons: 26
Coding region: 455-3790 (1111 amino acids)
Biological process (GO): spindle assembly; homologous chromosome pairing at meiosis; telomere localization
Cellular component (GO): chromosome, telomeric region; lateral element; meiotic spindle pole
Molecular function (GO): dynein complex binding
Source: RefSeq, a predicted model, not a curated record
AAGUUUAAAAUCUACUUCCUGAUCAGGAAAUAUGGCUUUUCUGGGUUUUUUUCCGGAAGGGUGCAGGUCACAGACUGGCGUAGAAAAGACAAUUUUCUCGGUAAAAGAUGUCGCAAAAUAAUUUAUAAACUUAAUCAUGAUGAAAAUAAUAGAAAGGAUAGUUUGAAAUUGAUUGAAAAUGAUUAAUGCCUAUUUAUAGACCAUAGUGUCAUCAAUGUUUUAAGGAAAUGUUUUACGACCAUUUGAGGUUGCGAAUGGUUUUCGCUAGUCAGGCAGACGAUAGUUUUAGUCAAAUGUAACUGAAAGCUUUUUAAGACUAGUUGAGAUUCUUAGGCUUGACGUGAAAAAAGUUCGCUGACCAGAAUCACACUUUGCAAGAGAGCUUUCGACAUAUACAGUUGCUGAAAAGACGAAGGCUGUAUAGACUUACGGAAGACAAUAACCAGCAGGGAAAAUGGAGACAGUCAGUGUGACUCAACUGAUGUCAGAAACGGACAUAAUUGACAGUUUGUUUCAUACCUGCGAUUCGGAAAAUGUGGGAACUGUUCCGGUGUCUUCCCUGAUAACUUACCUCGAGAGAGUCACGGACAUGCACCAGAAGCACAAGAAAGCGGUGCAAACUCUCUCAGAAUGUCUUGAUCCUCUGGGCCUGGAUGCUGAUGUGGACCUCGAGACCUACAGGCAAGGCAUGCAUAGGUGGAUUGAGCGACUUCGGUGCGACCACAUAAGGGAUUCUGGUGUAGAGGAAGAGGUAAUGCCACAGAACAAAAUUCUUAGUGCGAGCAUGCAGAUUGCUGUUUGCUCUCCACAGAAUAGAGUCAGAGAGUUUGGAAUUAUGUCCUUGGCCUAUCCUGUUACCCAACACAACAGCAGCGAGUUCAAAGAGAGAGACACUGCAGACUUGCAAGAGCAAAUGGAGGAGUUACAGAACACUAUCCGUCGGCUGUCUCAAGAAAACAACAAACUACAGGCGCAAUUGGAUGUUCACGAGGACUCCAUAACGGCUCUAAAUGAGGAGAAAGCCUCCCUGAUGGAGAAAAUUCACAGACUGCAGGAGGUUGUUGAAUUACAGUCAGAAAUAGUGGCAGAAAAUGAAGAGCUAAAAGCCACGGUUAUCAGAUAUCAAGAUCAGAUCAAGGACUUCGAGCACAACAUUAAUCGAAAGGAGAAAGAGAACAUCGCACUUGCCACUCAGCUGUCAGAGUGUGAAGCACAGCUAUCGAAAGUAAAUGAAGAAGAAGAGACAUCUCAACAAUUAGUAAAAGAUCUGAAGGCGUCGUUACAGAAUCUCAAGGCAUACUUUCAGAACAUUUUUGAGGCAAAGAGAUCUCAUGAAAUAGAACUAGCAAGCGAGCUGAAGGCAAACAAUAGAGAACUACUUCUGCGGCUCGCACACCUGCAGCAGAAUCUUAACAGUUUGCAGCAGCAGAAUCAACAGCAGAGUGGCCUGUUGGCACCAACUCGCUCUCACAGCAGCGACAACAGCGACGAGGAUGGCGUGAUUUUGACCUCACACCCAGGGUCCACAUCUGGGAGUACUCGGUCCAGCACUUCUGCCUCAAUUCACUCAGAGAUCAAGGAGCUAAGACAGCCGCUGGUGUGCCAGUUGCCAUUGUGUGCGAAGGAGCAGAAAGAGAUGCUAGAUGGUGGGGUCACAGUCUUCUCGACAUCCGGCGAUCAGACAGAGGUACCCGGCUUUGUGGACGAUUUUGAGCACGCCAUCGAUUCCAUUUUAGCUACCAUUCCUGAGGACGUCCUCGAUGUGAGUGAAAGUCCAAGAUCGAUCGUAAGGGGACUAGAAAACAGUUCUCAAGUAGACCUGCCUGAAAAUGUCGCCAGAAGUUCCUCACAGGACAGAGGGAUUAUGAAAGAUGCAUCGAAGGAUGCCACAUUUUCUCACAACAGCGCUACAAGUUUCAGACUGCGAAGAUUUUUUGCCCUGAUUAAGGGCUUGAAAGAGGAAAACGAGCGUUUACGUCAGAUACAUGACGGCGUGCUGAAUACCAUGCUGAGUGAUCCGAGUAGCGAGGGCUCUGUCGUGACACCCGACUCCCGUGUCGUCGUAUUGCGAGAUUUACUAUUAGAGGAACGCACGCAGAAAGUUCAGCUCCAACAACAGGUGAAAUUGCUCAAAAAUAAAUGUAGUCUUUCACAUUCUGAUCACGAAGACGCAGGAUUCAAAUAUCAAGAAGACAUACUGGCACUCCAGCUACAAAAAAUACAACAGCUCGAAAAGUCCAACCUGCUGCUUUCCGAGAAAUAUCACAAAGCAGAAUUAAAGAUCACAGAUUUGCAAGAGGAAGCAUUGCAAGCCGCUUUCAAACUCGAGAGAGAAAAGAGCCGAUGUGCCAAACUGGAGGAUUCACUAAGCACUUCUACACUCGCCCGGCAACUGGACCUCAGAGACAUCUGGAGGUUGGUUCAGAAGGAUGUGGAAACAGAAUACCUUGACUUCCACGAGGACAGUGGCAUAUCCUCUUCCACAGAGGAACUCAAAGAAAAGAUACUUCAAGAGAUUAAGGCCCGUCAAGAUGAACUUGGUGUUCAACAUGAAACCCAUAAAAUCUUGAGUGUCAGUCAUCCCUUUGGGUCUCCCAAAAAAUCGUGCAGUCAUAGCAAGACAAGAACUCGGUGCUGUGACAGAAGUUUAUCGUCUGGCAGCUCUCCUCUCGUCGAUGCUCUUACAAUUGACUUCUUCAAUGGCAACUAUUACCCAAUGGCCAAGAAGUCACAAGUAUCAGACCCCUAUCUUAACUACCUUCGUAUGUCCUGCGAAGACGUGGACUGCAUGGCUUGCCGAGCCGUUCGACUGGGGUUGGAGUUUCACGGCAUGUCCUCCUGCCCCUCUCUUCAGCUCAAGUUUGGCCACGACAGAGUCGGCCUCAACGCAGCGACGACCUUGGAUUACAACUUCAACUCCAGAUCCAAUUUUUCCCCGAACAUGGCAAGCCACACCAUGGUAGGUACGGACGGUAGUCAGUUGAACUACAGGCAGAACGCGGUGCCAGUUCUCACUUCAACCACUUCUUCCCCUGCUCAACACAGAAGGCUGGAGUUCGUGAGGUCUUGCGAGCGCUGGACCAGCGGCACUACGGACAGCGUGACAUCCACCAGCAUGGACAGCAACUCCAACUCCGACGUCUCUUCCUCCCGGGCGCUUCCUUGCGGUGGUGUGUGCGCACCUAGCGCCUGGCCAAGAGAGCGAGCUAACAAUGAACAGGCCAAGCCCGCUUCUUGUGCUGGCCAGAGUUCCCCAGCAGGCUUCCGCCGCAUGAGCUUCUUGGCUGCCGUGGACAAGUCUGAGAGCGAGCGACACCGGCGACCCAGCUACCGAGCGGCUAUAGACCGCAGGUUCUUAGGUCUGGAUGGUGGGGCGACGGUUGUAGACAACCACCUGGACAGGAUGGAGGGACACGGGCAGGGAGAUGGUCCCCAAACGUCAGGCGGGAGGACAGAAAAUAAGAGCGUGACCUUUCAGCUGGAGGGCAACUAUAGUUAUGCCCACAUCCACGGUAACCAGCACGUCCCUUCUUCGAGCAAUGUCCUCCACUCGGACGUGGACAGCUCGGCCACCUGGAUAUCUAUGUCUGCUCCAUCAGCCAGAGCCGCGGGCGGUCAGGUGAGAAAGCUGUCAAUCCUUGUAGAGGAAGAUGGAGAAGAUGUAUCCAGGUCACCUGACAGAAUGAGUCCAUCCUCCCCGCGGGUCAAGUGUCCCUCUCCUCUGAGAAAGUACGCACCUGCUGUAUUAGACAGAAUGACGUCAGUGAAAGUGGCCAUUGUGCUCAUCUGAUAUCUUCAGCAGAUAAAGUAGCAACAGAACAACGGGCAUCUCCGAUACCACCGUGGCAGUCUGAUUGGCAGGACCCGCAGUUUGUGAAUUCAUCGUCUGCUGUGAUUUUUGACGAGGACAUGAAUGGCGGGGAUGACUACCAAGUAUGCGGCGACGAGAGAAUGCCAGCUCAC